Messenger RNA from Amyelois transitella, 1587 nucleotides. Its product is annotated as SLIT and NTRK-like protein 2. NCBI's taxonomy places the organism in Eukaryota, Metazoa, Arthropoda, Insecta, Lepidoptera, Pyralidae. Bases 104 to 1351 code for a protein of 415 amino acids. Gene Ontology annotation, molecular function: protein binding. The transcript has 3 exons. Gene Ontology annotation, cellular component: extracellular matrix. The record is from RefSeq and is a predicted model, not a curated record.
UAUCAUUCAUUGCUCCAUUUUAUAGAAUACUGUGAGUCAGUAAAGUUUGUAGGACAAUGCAAAUGCAAGUGUCGCGUUACUUUAUUGUGCGAAAUUAUAAGAAAUGGCGGUGAGAUAUUGUGUAUUGUUGUUUGUUUUGGGGUGUGUUGAUGCGGAACUGUGUCCGAAACAGUGCGACUGCGAUUCGGACAAUGGAUUGAAUCGUGCGACAUGUGUGGAUCAAAAUAUUAUCAGUAUAGAAAUGGGGGUGCCCAAAGGAGUGCAAGUGUACGUUUUGAGCCAUAAUGCUAUAACAGAACUGGAUAACUUUUGCUUCAAAGCAAUAGGCUACACGUCAUUGCAAGCACUCGACCUUUCCUACAACUUAAUAUUUUGGAUCGGCUUGCACGCUUUCUCUGGCUUAGAUAACUUAGUCCACUUAGACCUUAGCAAUAAUAGGCUACGAUAUAUACCAUCGGACCUCUUCUGGGACACUCCGCUGUUGGACAGCCUGGACUUGUCUGGAAACAUAUUCGAGGACAUCAAGAACGAACCUCUUAUUAUGCACCAAAAACUGCAAAUACUGAAUUUGAAUGGUUGUCGUAUAAAGAGUCUUCCCGACAGACUUUUUAACAGGCUGCCAAACUUGAAAAAGUUGGACUUGAGUGAAAAUUACGUGAUGUCCCUAUCCCUGGACGUGUUGCGACCGCUGCGAAAGUUGAAUAGAUUGGAGUUCAGGAACGACAACAUAAAGUGUACACCAGAUUUUGUCGCCGUUGAAACUUGGAUCGUUUCCCGCGAAAUCACUUAUACUAAACAAUGCAAGAAAAAAAUGGCGAAAAUGUCCGAGAAAAUGGUUUCCGUGGUGGUUGAAAAGGAGGCUGUGGACGUCAACGACGUAUGGAACAUAACAGAAGCGAAGACCACAUUACCACCCGAGCUUCCAGAAAAGCCUCUAACUUCUUUCGAGAAGUUCGACGAAGACUUUUCAGCGUUUCAGGCGUUUAUCAUCGGUCUCGAGCUGGGGUUGGCGAUAGGCGUGGUGGGGACGUACAUUUGGUUGCGGAAGUUCUGCAAGUGCGGGCAGUUGGUCUGCACGCGGCCGGAGAGGCGGCGGCAGGGACGGAGGACGCGGCGGACGGAGGGGUCGGAUAUGAGGGCUAACUUGUUGUGGAGCACCGUGAUCAACCCCGAGCUGGAGACGCCGCCGCCGCUGCGGAGGGAGCUGUCGCUGCCGGAGCGGGUGGCGGUGUUCCCGCCGUACGGGCUGCCGGCCGCGCGCGAGGCGGCGCUGCGGCCGGACGCCGUGCGGCUGCCGGACCGGGCGGAGACGCCGCCGCCGCCCUAUCACGAGUGCCGGAUAAAUAUUUAAGUGUUAUCUGACCGGAACACUCUUUCAUUGUGAUAUUUUGAAUUUAAUUAAGGUAUAAUAUUUUAGGGAUCGUGGCAAGUGGAAAGAUGAAGUCUCUGGCUACACUCUCCGUAAAAAGGGCGCGAUUUUAUGUAUAUGUAAAACAUUAUUCUCUAGAAUUUUAUACAAAAAAAUAGCGUUUUUAAGUUAAUUUCAGAAGAUAGAUGUACAAAUUAAAAAUAAGUCUUCAACAUAAA